Stereum hirsutum FP-91666 SS1 is the source of this 870-nucleotide messenger RNA. Its product is annotated as DUF1640-domain-containing protein. Gene Ontology annotation, cellular component: mitochondrion. The record is from RefSeq and is a predicted model, not a curated record. The transcript has 4 exons. Lineage: Eukaryota; Fungi; Basidiomycota; Agaricomycetes; Russulales; Stereaceae. The coding region runs from base 1 to 870 and encodes 289 amino acids.
AUGCUGAAAGUCUCCCGUACCGCUUUCAACAAAGCCUCGGGCAGUGUCCAAACUCGCCACACUGGCACUCUGAACUCACCACGUUCCUUGCACUCGAACUCUCCAUCGUUAUUAUCAGCGUCAUUUCACCACUAUCAUCCAACCACCUCAAUAAUACCCACCCCGACCUCGACUUCCAAGUCCAAGCCCAAAGUCCUCUCGCACCAUCUUACCUCCCCAUCCCUCUUCUCCUCAUCACCCCUCUCUCACUCCCACCCCCUCAGAACUUCACUCACACCCUCACCCACCCUCACCCACUCCCGCGACUUCCACGCGACCCCAUGUGUCUCAGACUUCCACUUCGACACGCACCAUUUCGUGCAGCGUCUCGAACGGGAAGGCCUGAACCGCGCGCAGGCGGAGGGAAUCAUGAGUGCUAUGGCGGAGGUCAUUGAUGAGAGUAUAAGGAAUAUGACGAGUAAUAUGGUCACGAAGGCGGAUCAGGAGAAGAGCCACUACACCCAACAAGUCGACUUCGCCCAGCUCAAAUCCGAAUUACAACUAAUGGAGAAAAACGACCUCGCGAUGAUCAAAGCGGAGAACGACCGGCUCGUGUCCGAUCUCGAGAAAUUGAGGCAGAGGCUGAGGGAGGAGAUUAGUAGGACGCAGGGAGGGGUCAGACUGGAUCUGAAUUUGGAGAAGGGAAGGUUGAGGGAGGAGGCGAGUCGGCAGGAGUUGAAGAUGAAGGAGGUGGAUACGAGGAUCGAGCAGGAGAUUGCGGGGUUGAGGGCGGCGAUUCAGGGGUCUAAGGCUACGACGCUGCAGUAUCUUGUUGGUUUCGUCACCGGUUGCUCAGCUCUGCUGAUGGCCUACCUUCGCUUCCGGCUUUGA